AUGGUAUUGUUCUCAUCGACCUUGUACUAUUCCUGUUCUCUUCGAAACCCCCGCCAUCGGAAUCACAGCAAUACGACGCCGUCGCCUUCGAACCCUUGCUCGCCUUCCCCCUAUUCGUCUCACCCUAAUUCCUCGUAUGGUCACCGCCCAGGGCGUAAUUGGGAUUUCAUUACAUUCUCCGGUAAUAAUCACUCGCUCCCCCAUGAUUUUCGUUUUCCCGUGUUUGGAAUAAGAAGUAUCUGGAAGCAACAGAGCUUCGGAGCUCGAGCAACGACCAUAACUGAAGGGAACUUUUCAUCACCGAGGGCCAUGGCUAAAGACGAACUUAAGCCCGAUCAUCUACUUGUUCUUGUUCAUGGCAUCAUGGGGAGCCCGAGCGACUGGACGUAUUUUGAAGCAGAGUUGAAGAGGCAGUUAGGAAGAAGCUUCUUGAUAUAUGCGAGUUCAUGUAAUACAUACACCAAGACAUUAUCCGGCAUUGAUGGUGCUGGUAAACGCCUGGCUGAUGAAGUCACAGAAGUUGUGAAGAAGACGGAGAGCUUGAAGAAGAUAUCCUUUUUGGCACAUUCUCUUGGUGGAUUAAUUUCAAGAUAUGCAGUGGGUGUUCUGUACACACCAAAUAUUGAUCAGCCUUACUAUAUAACUACCUCGACCUCAACAAAUUCGGAAAAAUCGUGCUCUUCGGUUAAUGGUUUGAUUGCUGGGCUGGAAGCAAUCAAUUUUAUCACGCUUGCUACGCCUCAUCUCGGAGUGAGAGGAAAUAAGCAGCUUCCAUUUCUUUUGGGAAUGACGUUCUUGGAGAAACUUGCUGUCCCAGUUGCCACGAUUUUUGCUGGCCGAACGGGUCGUCAACUCUUCCUUACAGAUGGAGAUCCCGAAAAACCACCUCUGUUACUAAGAAUGGCCUCCGAUUGUGAAGAUGGAAAAUUCAUAUCUGCACUCGGCGCUUUCAAACAUCGGUUUCUUUACGCUAAUGUCUCGUAUGACCAUAUGGUUGGUUGGCGAACUUCCUCGAUAAGAAGGGAAAGAGAACUUGCUAAGCCACCUAGUCAAUCAUUGGAUGGUUACGAACAUAUUGUCAAUGUCGAGUACUGCCCGCCAGUCUUGACAGAGAGUCCCGAUUUUUCUCCAGAAGCAGCCAAAGCAAAAGAGGCUGCACAAAACGAACCCAACACGAAGAACACCACAGAAUAUCACGAGAUUAUGGAAGAGGAGAUGAUCGAUGGCUUACAACGGCUUGGCUGGGUAAAAGCUGAUGUUAGCUUCCACUCGGCUUUCUGGCCAUUCCUAGCUCAUCACAACAUUCAUGUAAAAGUUAAAAAUUGCAAACUGUAA
Striga hermonthica is the source of this 1335-nucleotide messenger RNA. Lineage: Eukaryota; Viridiplantae; Streptophyta; Magnoliopsida; Lamiales; Orobanchaceae. The record is from the annotation of a GenBank genome assembly.